Oryzias latipes (Japanese medaka) is the source of this 1272-nucleotide messenger RNA. NCBI's taxonomy places the organism in Eukaryota, Metazoa, Chordata, Actinopteri, Beloniformes, Adrianichthyidae. The record is from RefSeq and is a predicted model, not a curated record.
UAGCUUCAGCACCCAUGGCAAACCGUUUAUGCUGGUAUGAUGUCCCACCCCCCAAGCAGAAGACUGACUGCCCAGCAGAGCCACUUGCACACCGAUCCGCGUCAUGGAGGCCAUAUGGCUCUACCAGUUCCGGCUGAUCGUCAUUGGGGACUCCACAGUGGGCAAGUCGUGUCUGAUCCGACGGUUCACGGAAGGCCGCUUCGCUCAGGUGUCCGACCCCACUGUAGGUGUGGACUUCUUCUCCCGGCUGGUGGAGAUCGAAACAGGCAAGCGAAUCAAGCUGCAGAUCUGGGACACAGCAGGUCAAGAGCGCUUCAGGUCCAUUACCAGAGCUUACUACCGUAACUCUGUAGGUGGGCUCCUUCUCUUUGACAUAACCAACCGCCGAUCCUUUCAAAACGUUCACGACUGGCUGGAGGAGGCUCGCAGUCAUGUGCAGCCACAUACCAUCGUCUUCAUGCUGGUGGGCCACAAGUGUGACCUGGAAACACAGCGACAGGUGACCCAGCAAGAAGCAGAGAAGCUCUCAGGGGCGUAUGGGAUGCGCUACAUUGAAACCUCCGCCCGUGACGCCAUCAAUGUGGAACAUGCCUUCACGGAACUGACCAGAGACAUCUUUGACUUGGUGCGGUCUGGUGACAUCACAAUCCAGGAAGGGUGGGAGGGUGUGAAGAGCGGGUUUGUGCCCAACGUGGUCCACUCUUCAGAGGAGGUGACCAAAAGCGACCGGCGCUGUUUAUGCUGAUCUGGAAAGAGUUUCGUGAAUGAAAGUAGAAGUCCAUGCAGGAAUGAAAGAAGCGGGGGGAGGCUGAGGCCUCCUGACUGAAAUUGUGGUUUUUCCUUCAAAGCGAGAUCAAAUUUUUUGUCAGGCUUAUUCCAGAACACCAUCAGCAGGGAGGAAUCACAACAAAGGACUGAUCCAAAUUCUGUUAAGUCUUUUCUAACAAUGGGAUGGCAGAUGCACAGUUAGGGGGCUCUUAUAAUUCCAACCUGUUGGAUUUGCUCCCGGCAUUUCUCUCAAAGGCCUUAGAAAGAGAAUCCUUUCUGGUUCUGUUUCACAUGAUUGCUUUUGUUUUUCUGUCUUGUUCGGUAUUAUAACCUCCCCUCAUUUAUUGCCUCUCAAUAUGCAAUUACGUUACUAUAUAGUUAGACCUUUUUACAUGUAAAACCCUCAUAUUCAGCAAGCUUGAACUUAUAAUAAGAAAGCACCUUAACAGUAAAGCUGAGUUGAAAUACUGAGUCUCACUGGGGAUGUCUGAGGGGUGUAAAUAA